AUGACUGUUCCUGGACGCCCCAAGCUGUGGUGGAAGCAUGCUGUCAUCUACCAAAUCUACCCAGCAUCAUUUUGCGACUCCAAUGGAGACGGAAUCGGAGACCUUCCAGGCAUCAUCUCCAAGCUUGACUACAUAGCUCGCCUCGGAGUUGAUGUCGUCUGGAUCUGCCCUAUGUACGACAGCCCUCAGGUGGACAUGGGCUACGACAUCUCCAACUAUGAGGAUAUAUACCCUCCCUACGGCACCCUGCAGGACAUGGAGACUCUUAUUCGCGAGGCUCAUGUUCGGGGCAUGAAAGUCAUGCUAGAUCUUGUCAUCAACCAUACAUCUGACCAGCAUCCCUGGUUCGAGGAAUCUCGUGCGAGCAAAGACAGCUCCAAGCGCGACUGGUACAUCUGGCGGCCCGCCAAGCUUUCUCCCACUGGAGAGCGUCUUCCCCCCAACAACUGGCGUUGCAAGUUUGGCGGCGGCAGCGUGUGGGAGUGGGACGAGCAGUCGGGCGAGUACUAUCUGCACUUGUUCGCCAAAGAGCAACCGGACCUGAACUGGGAGAAUCCCAUCACUCGCAAAGCGGUCUAUGCCUCGGCGAUGGAAUUUUGGCUUGAGCGCGGCGUGGACGGCUUUCGCAUCGACACCGUCAACAUGUAUAGCAAGCCGCCAGGGCUCCCAGAUGCACCAGAGCUGGACCCCGGAGCUCCAUAUCAGGCGGCUGACAUGCUGUACUGCAACGGCCCCAGGAUGCACGAAUUCCUCAGCGAGAUGAAUCAGAUCAUGGCCAAGUACGGCGCUAUCUCGGUCGGGGAACUUCCAUCGACGCCCGACAUGGCCCGCGUGCUGCAAUAUGUGAGCGCAGAAGCCAAGCAGCUGGACAUGGUGUUUCAGUUUGACGUCGUCAAUGUUGGGUUCAACAAGCCGCUGAGGUACGAUGCGGAGCCAAAGGACUGGCAAUUGCCCGAAUUCAAGGAGGCCAUCGCUCGUACCCAAACUCUGAUCAAGGGCACUGAUGCUUGGACGACGGUCUUUCUGGAGAAUCACGACCAAGCGAGAUCAAUUACACGCUUUGCAGACGAUAGCCAACAGUUUCGAGUUGCAAGCGGCAAGAUGCUGGCUCUUCUGCAGGCAUGCCUAAGUGGCACGCAGUUUAUAUAUCAGGGGCAGGAAAUUGGAGCCAUCAACGUGCCACAAGACGGUUAUCCGCUUGACAACUACAUUGACGUGAGCAGCCGCUUGUAUCUCGACUUUGUCCGAGAGCACCGCAACGGCCAAGGCAUGGACAAGGCCCUCGCUUCUCUGGCACAUUUUGCACGGGACCAUGCUCGCGUCCCCAUGGUUUGGAACGGGAAGGCCAAGUACGGCGGCUUCUCCGAGGAGGCAGAAAAGUCUGGAAAGGAGGUCAAGGAGCCCUGGAUGAAACCUCAUCCCUUGGGAGGGCAGAUUGACGUUGCUUCGCAGCUCGACGACCCGCACAGCGUCUUGACCUACUGGCAAAAGGCCGUGCUCUUCCGAAAGCAGUAUGCCGAUCUGCUCGUAUACGGCGACUACCGGACCCUGCGAGAGGAGGACAGGGAGACUUACACCUUUAUAAAGGAGCCGCCGUCUGGUGGAUCGGCCAAGGCCGUCGUUGCGCUCAACUUUACUGGCGAGGAGAAGAAGUGGGAGAAGCCAACGGCCGCAGAACUUGCCGUUGAGGAUGGCGCCGCGAUCAGUUUCGUUCCCAUCAUGUCUUCCUACGAUGGCAAAGUCGAUGAGGGAGCCUUGAAGCCCUACGAGGGACGAGUCUAUCUGGUCAGCUGGUGA
This is a messenger RNA of Trichoderma reesei QM6a, 1797 nucleotides long. RefSeq names its product glycoside hydrolase family 13. The coding region runs from base 1 to 1797 and encodes 598 amino acids. NCBI's taxonomy places the organism in Eukaryota, Fungi, Ascomycota, Sordariomycetes, Hypocreales, Hypocreaceae. Gene Ontology annotation, biological process: oligosaccharide catabolic process. Gene Ontology annotation, molecular function: alpha-amylase activity. The transcript has a single exon. The record is from RefSeq and is a predicted model, not a curated record.